Molecule: messenger RNA, 1806 nt
Organism: Desarmillaria tabescens
Lineage: Eukaryota; Fungi; Basidiomycota; Agaricomycetes; Agaricales; Physalacriaceae
Exons: 22
Coding region: 1-1806 (601 amino acids)
Molecular function (GO): N,N-dimethylaniline monooxygenase activity; NADP binding; flavin adenine dinucleotide binding
Source: RefSeq, a predicted model, not a curated record
AUGCUUCGUUUUCUCCAACACAACACUGACGGUAAUAUGGACUCUCUGAAGUCCAACUUGGCCAGCAAUGAAACCUCCAGCCUGGGCGAGUGGAAAUAUCUCAAGAAACCAGGUUUUCAGCCACGGCCUCUGCGCCUUGCUAUAUGUGGCGCAGGGGCGGCUGGUCUCUGCCUUGCGUACAAGGUUCUAGAAGCGCAGAAGAAGGGCGUGCUUGGACCUGUCAGAUUUGUCUUGUUCGAAAAAGAUGAUGACUACACAGGGACUUGGCAUGCGAAUCGGUACCCAGGCUGUCGAUGUGACGUUCCAAGUGCUGCUUAUCAAUUCUCGUUCGCACCCUACGCUGACUGGCCAGAGUUUUACUCUUACGCCGGAGAUAUCAAGAAAUAUUUCAAAACAUUUUCCCAGAAAUUCGGCAUCGUUCCUCAUAUCCGCCUUCGACACAAAGUUACUGCAGCGAUUUAUGACGCAGUUUCUGGGACAUGGGAAAUAACUGUGCGGAACUUGGAAACGUCGGAAAUGCGUACGGAAACGUAUGAUCUCUUCGCACCAGCAACCGGGGUCUUGAGUAACGUAAAUCGCCCAGCGAUUCCUGGUUUAGAGUCGUUCACAAAGGCGCCUGUUCUGCACACUGCCGAAUGGCCCGUCGAUUUCGACUGGAAGAGUGCCUUCAAGGAUGAGCACGUUGCUGUGAUAGGCGUUGGCUCCUCCGGCCUUCAGACCGUCGGCACCAUUGCGCCUGUUUGCAAGAGUUUGGAUGUUUAUGCCAGAACGAAACUUUGGAUCAUCCCCCUGAUCAUCGCGGUUGACUCACUGAGGGGACGUGACUGGCGGAACGAGAACUUCACCUAUUCAGAAGAAGAACGUGCAGCUUUCGUUGAGAAGCCAGAGAUACUGUACGACCAUCUCAAGGAAAUUUCGGCCUCAGUAAACAGUCUUUACGAUUUUAUGCGAACAGAUUCCGAGGGACAAAAGGAACUCAAACGGAUCACCUUUGAGCAUAUGAAAUCAUGUUUGGGGCGAGAUGACCUUCUUCAGAAGUUAGUUCCGUCGGACCAUGGCAUUGGAUGUCGCAGACCCACUCCUGGAGCUGCUUUCCUUGAAGCGCUGAAACUCCCUAGUGUCGAUCUCAUCAACGAUCCCAUCAAGAAGGUCACUCCGACUGGUAUUGUCACCGAAGGGGGCAUCGAACGUCCAGUGGACCGUCUCAUCCUCGCUACUGGUUUCGACACGACUUUCAAGCCAGGAUAUGAGCUACGUGGAAAAGAUGGUGUCGACCUCAGAGAUGUCUGGGCGCAACGGCCGAGAGCCUACUUUUCAACAGCGGUCGCUGGAUUUCCUAAUAUGUUCCUCAUGGGUUGCGGCCCUGGUAUCACAUAUGCUAAUGGCUCGCUCUUACCCUGUAUAGAAGCACAAGCGGAUUACGUCGUGGCAUGCUUGUCUAAACUGCAGAAGCAAGACUUGAAGGCCAUGGAAGUUGUCCAAAAUGCGCAGGACGAAUAUAACAUUCAACGAGAGUCUCUUAUGAAGGAUCUUAUAUGGACCGAUCCUUGCGCUUCCUGGUAUAAGGGUGGUAAACCAGACGGAGAACCAGACGCGCUGUACGCGGGGAGCACUCUUCAAUUUAUGGAAGCACUAGCUUCUCCCCGAUGGGAAGACUGGAACUUUGUCCCAUUGUAUCAGAACCGCUUCUCUUUCCUGGGAAAUGGAGAAUCCUCGAUCGAGGCUGCUGGAGGCGACAGGGCUUACUACAUCACGAUGGAAGACGCGAAGAAUGUGCUUAAAGCCAGUGACUAUGCAGUCGAUUAA